This is a messenger RNA of Suillus fuscotomentosus, 708 nucleotides long. RefSeq lists its product as uncharacterized. The record is from RefSeq and is a predicted model, not a curated record. The transcript is spliced from 3 exons. NCBI's taxonomy places the organism in Eukaryota, Fungi, Basidiomycota, Agaricomycetes, Boletales, Suillaceae. The coding region runs from base 1 to 708 and encodes 235 amino acids.
AUGCCGGGCAUAUGUCGGAUGACAGUUGUCGACACCUCGGGAAUCCACAUCAUGUCAAUUCAUUUUUGCCAAUGCUCUGAUGCACUCACAGCGGACAAGCAGUUGUUUGAAAUGGGCCUAUUUCUGGCAUCGUUCACCCGCCCAAAGAUGGCCUUCACUUUUACAUUGCUGGACGAUUUUAUUCAGGCCAACCUGGAAUGUGGCACUUCCAGUAUGAACUAUUAUGGCAAACUCAGGCGAAUCACAUCCAGCAUGUUCCCUCAUUUAGUGCCAGUAAAGGAGUUACUCAGAGUAGCCAGGCAGUGGCACCAGUUGAAGCUAUUGAAGUGGAACAGAUUCGGCCACGAGCAGAGGGACCCGAAUGAUGGCGAGCUGGCUUUGUUCUGCCCAGCAUGUCCACAGCCAGGGAUAAACAUGACUUUGCCUAAUGAAGACACUACAAUGCAGUGGCUAUACUCCCGUUCCCUGGUGAUGGAUGGAAAUUUUAAAGCCGAGCAUCUGCACCCAAUCAACCCAGAAGAUGAGGCCCAUCUGGCAAUCACUGAAGAUUUGACUCAGCGGUCGGAAUGCAACAACCAUAGGGCGGUAAACCAGGGAAACACAUCUUGGCACAAAUUAGAAGCUACCAGAAUCAGUGGGUGCGCAUGCACUCGCUAUGGGUGCUUUGUGCCCAAUUCAAUGGUGAAUUUCCAAAAAGGGGAGAGGUAG